Ochotona curzoniae (black-lipped pika) is the source of this 2648-nucleotide messenger RNA. RefSeq names its product growth factor receptor bound protein 2 (gene GRB2). Gene Ontology annotation, molecular function: protein binding. The transcript has 6 exons. The record is from RefSeq and is a predicted model, not a curated record. Bases 196 to 849 code for a protein of 217 amino acids. Lineage: Eukaryota; Metazoa; Chordata; Mammalia; Lagomorpha; Ochotonidae.
GCGGCCGCUCGGGGCGCGGCGGAGGGGCGGGCCGGGCGCGGGCCGGGCAGCUGCGCCACGGGUGGCAUUGUGCAUCCCGGCGUUCCGAAGUGAAUCCCAGGAGAGAGGCGAGGCUGAGCCCAGGGCUGGGCUGCUUCGGCGGGGAAGCCUCCCUCCCCCCUGCUUCAGGCUGCCGAGCACUGAGCAGCACUCAGAAUGGAAGCCAUCGCCAAAUAUGACUUCAAAGCCACUGCAGAUGACGAGCUGAGCUUCAAAAGGGGGGACAUCCUCAAGGUUUUGAAUGAAGAAUGUGAUCAGAACUGGUACAAGGCGGAGCUCAAUGGGAAAGACGGCUUCAUUCCCAAGAACUACAUAGAGAUGAAACCACAUCCGUGGUUUUUUGGUAAAAUACCCAGAGCCAAGGCAGAAGAGAUGCUCAGCAAGCAGCGGCACGACGGGGCCUUCCUCAUCCGGGAGAGCGAGAGUGCUCCGGGCGAUUUCUCCCUCUCCGUCAAGUUUGGGAAUGAUGUGCAGCACUUCAAGGUGCUCCGGGACGGAGCUGGCAAGUACUUCCUCUGGGUGGUCAAGUUCAACUCUUUGAACGAGCUGGUAGACUACCACAGAUCGACAUCUGUUUCCAGAAACCAGCAGAUAUUCCUGCGAGACAUAGAGCAGGUACCGCAGCAGCCAACAUAUGUCCAGGCCCUCUUUGACUUUGACCCCCAGGAGGACGGGGAGCUGGGGUUCCGCCGGGGAGACUUCAUUCACGUCAUGGAUAACUCUGACCCCAACUGGUGGAAGGGGGCUUGCCACGGGCAGACCGGCAUGUUUCCCCGCAAUUACGUCACCCCUGUGAACCGGAACGUCUAAGCAUCCAGAAGAGCUUAUUUAAAGGAAGUGCGAACACACAGCGGAGUGACCGCCCAGAGGAAGUACUUGCUGGCCCGUGAGCAGCCUGCGCUGGAGCGCGGGACCCCUGGCUGCGGCUUGGCGCCACGGUGACUCUUACUUGGGUUGGAACUUUGGGGGGAGGGAGGGGUGUUGGAUAUAAAAUUGCCAAAACUUACCUAUUAAGAAGAGUUUUUAUUACAAAUUUUCACCACUGCUCCUGUUCUCCCCUCAUCGUUUUUUCGUCUUUUUUUCUCCUGUCCUUCAGUGCAUGACCUUUCAGGCCGCAUAUAGUCCUAGCUGAUGCCUAUAAUAAAAGAAAAGAAACCAAGUGGGCUGGUAUUUUCUCUAUGCAAAAAGUCUGCUUCAGGUGGACCAACUGACAGAUGAAUGGCCACUUCUGUGUUCUUGGUUUACAGGCGGGCAGCUCGAGGCCCCUUCUGUCCAGCCUAUGCUGGCGUUGGGGUGGGGGCUGCCGCCUCAGGCCGGUGUCAGGAGCGGGGGGAGGAAGGUGUGUGCUACCCGCCCUCCUCUGCUUCCUGCCAGUGGGACUGACAGCCACCGCACCUGCCUCUACUCUGCCACUCCCCAGAUGGUGUCACUGCGCAUGUCCCCCCCACCCCGCCAAGCCCUGUCCCCCAUUUCCAGGUUGCUGUGAGUGCGGCGUUUAAUCUGCUGUGUUUUGCAACAAGGUAAAGGUGGUCCUGCGCUUCUCGGCCAGGCUGUGUCUUGCUCAGUGGGAAUGCUUUUCCUUCCGGGGAGGGGAGCGCAUGGGCCUUCCCCGCCUGUGCAAAGCUGAAAGACCCAGGCUCAGCACUGAGAGCUGAGUUCAGGGGUGCUCUGGCCUCUGGGAGACAGAGCUAGCUCAGCUAGGCCGCAGUCCUCCCACGGUUUGCUGGAUCUAGCCAAGAGUCACAAUCCUUGACUCUAGGAUUUCCAGAGCCACGCCCCCAGACUUCCACGCCGAGACACAGGAGAGCCGUGGAGGAAGUGCUGUGAGGCCCAUCCUGAAUGAUACCAGGUUUUACAGGCCCAGCACUAGCCCGAGAGUGAGAGACUUGCAUUGUUUCUGGGUCGUAACUAAACUCAGGUGCUGGUGCUCACCUGGGCCGGGAACCCGAGGGCAGAGGGAGGUUCCGGGUCCCGCUCCCUGCGGGCUGUGCUCAUAGCUGCUCCACACCUCCCCACCCCUGCAGCAGUCCCUGAGACAGGGAGCGGGGAGGGGAAGGGCUGGGAGGGCUGGAGACCCAGGCAGCCGCCAGGCGAUGAUCUCCCUGCCGGUCUUGGGUCCUUUCUCCUCCCUUGUAGCUUACACUCGCGGGAGCGGCCUCUUUUCUUUUCCCCAGGGACAGAAAUGGGAUCACUUCCUUUGGGGGUCACUAGAUCCCUUGAAACUCUGUGUCAGGCAUCAGUGGACUGUCCCUGGCCUCAGCCUGCGCCCCUGGAGGUGCGCCCUCCACUCCCCACUCAGCCCUGCCCCGCCCACACACACCCUGCCUCCCCCUGCCUUUGGCCAGGAAGCAUGCUCUCCCCUCCCCUGCUCCCCUGCCGUACUGCUGACCCCAGGAAUGGCUGGCAGCGUCCACACCUGGACCAUUUGAUUGUUUUCCUUUGGCAUUGGUGUGUAUCAUGAAGCCUUGCUAAACUAAGUUUUGUGUGUAUAUAUUUAAAAACAAAUCCAUGUUUAAAUAAAAAGACCUAUGUACCUAAUCCUUUAACUUUGCGGGUAGCAUUUGGUAGGUAGUGAUUAACUGUGAAUAAUAAACAUACGUUGAAUUCUU